AUGGACAGCAGUGGCAGCUUCGCAAGUGAUGGUCACGGCGGACGGAGAAUGCGCCGCGCGGCGAAAGGAGGCUGUCGAAGAAGUCGUGGAUCCCGGUGUCAGUGGGAGCUAUCGACUUCGGCUGUCGCGCGACGUCGCAAAGAGAUGGAACCGCUGGAUGCGCCGGGCGCCGAUGCGGUCGACGAUGAUGCGGUCGACGCAAUGGGCGCGCCGAGAAGGAGGCGAGUGUCUGAGGUUCUGGUACUUUUGGAAGCUCCCACGAAAGCUCUAGAGUCGCGAGGAGGCCAAGUCUCAGGACCGGAGUUGAUGGAGGUUGGUUGUUGGUUGGGAGAAGACUGGAGGAGGAGGACACAUGCAGGACCUUGGGAAGCAGCUAGCGUCAACUGGUCCGAUACUCUGGACAACGUACGGAGGACCGCGUGCUGCGUUCCUCUAGGCCAGAUAAGGCAUCUGUCGAGGAAGGUGCAGUCCAAAAAUGGCGCCUGGGGUGCUCCGUACCUAGAGUCAGCUUAA
Molecule: messenger RNA, 513 nt
Organism: Metarhizium robertsii ARSEF 23
Lineage: Eukaryota; Fungi; Ascomycota; Sordariomycetes; Hypocreales; Clavicipitaceae
Exons: 1
Coding region: 1-513 (170 amino acids)
Source: RefSeq, a predicted model, not a curated record